Prunus armeniaca (apricot) is the source of this 294-nucleotide messenger RNA. Lineage: Eukaryota; Viridiplantae; Streptophyta; Magnoliopsida; Rosales; Rosaceae. The record is from the annotation of a GenBank genome assembly.
AUGCAUGAUUAUGUCAUGAUUUACCUGUUGUCAAGUUUCUCAUAUGGUCAGGUCAGGCCUCGGAAGUAUUGGGUGGAGAGAGUUGUGCCAAAACUUCCACAGCAUAUGCUUUUUCUUCAGAGUAAAGAAACGAAGGCCUGGAGAAAUUGGAGGGAGGAUACAGUUGAAAACAUCAUAGAUCCGGUGUUGACGAGAAGUUCAUGGAAUCGAAGUGAUGAGAUCCAUCCACAUAAGUUGACUGAGUCUGACCAAUCCAAAACCCUCUCUGUCUAUGCAUCAAAAUCUGAGACUUGA